Messenger RNA from Phragmites australis (common reed), 687 nucleotides. RefSeq lists its product as uncharacterized. The transcript has a single exon. Bases 1 to 687 code for a protein of 228 amino acids. NCBI's taxonomy places the organism in Eukaryota, Viridiplantae, Streptophyta, Magnoliopsida, Poales, Poaceae. The record is from RefSeq and is a predicted model, not a curated record.
AUGGCAGUGGCUUUGCUUGCUGACAUUGAGAGCAACAAGCGGCCCAAACAUGGUGGUUCUGUGCCGGGGCGUGUGGUGGUUUGUCAGGAUAGGCAGCUGGACCAUGCUAGGCUUGUGGAGCAUUACUUUGCAGAGGUCCCCGUGUAUGGCGAGGCUACCUUCAGGCGACGGUUCAGAAUGUCCAGGGAGUUGUUAUUGCGCAUUGCAAAUGCUGUGGAAGCCCAUUGUCCAUACUUCAAGCAGAAGAGGAAUGCAGCUAGGGUACUUGGACACAGUGUUUUGCAGAAGAUUACGACAUCAAUGUGCAUGAUCUCAUGUGGUGUCCCAGCUGAUUCAGUGGAUGAUUACCUUCGAAUUGGGGAGAGCACCCCCAUCUUGAGUUUGAGGAAGUUGGUGAAAGCUGUGAUUGAGAUCUUCGGAGGGGAGUACUUGCGAGCACCAACUACAGAGGACACUGCAAGGCUUAUGGCAAUUGGUGCAGCAAGAGGGUUCCUGGGGAUGCUUGGAUGCAUCGAUUUCAUGGAUUGGAGGUGGAAGAAUUGCCCUACGACAUGGCACGGGCAAUUCAAUGGGCAUUUCCAUGAUCCAACCAUCAUUCUUGAAGCUGUUGCAUCCCAUGAUUUAUGGAUUUGGCAUGCAUACUUUGGGUUACCUGUGUCUCGCAAUGACAUCAAUAUCCUACAAUGA